GGCUCGCCACCACAGCAUCUCGUGUCGGGGGAAUCGCUUCCUCGAGUUUCUCUGUGUCUACAGCCCCCUUCCUGCCACCAUGUCGAUGGUCUUUGACGAGUACGGUCGCCCCUUCAUCAUCCUUCGCGACCAGGAGCAGAAGGAGCGCAUCAAGGGCGUGGAGGCCAUCAAGAGCAACAUCUUGGCCGCGCGUACCGUGUCGAGUCUGCUACGCACGUCGCUAGGCCCUCGUGGCAUGGACAAAAUGAUGGUCAGUCAGGACGGCGACGUCACCAUCUCCAACGACGGCGCCACUAUCUUAGAGCAGAUGCAGGUCGAGCACCGUGUGGCUCAUUUACUCGUGGAGCUGAGCAAGUCGCAAGACGACGAGAUCGGCGACGGCACCACAGGCGUCGUCGUGCUAGCCGGCGCACUGUUAGAGCAGGCCGAGAAGCUUCUAGCGCACGGAUUGCACCCCAUGCGCAUCGCCGACGGCUUCGAAGAGGCCUGUGAGAUCGCGUGUAAGCAUCUUGAAGCCAUUGGCGACGUGAUCCAUUUCUCCAAGGAAGACUCGACGCCACUCGUGGAGACAGCCAUGACGACCUUGUCCUCUAAGAUCGUGAACAAAUACAAACGUCAAAUGGCGCAGAUCGCAGUGGACGCGGUCAUGAAAGUGGCCAACUUUGAGACGCGCGAUGUCAACUUUGACCUGAUCAAAGUGGAGGGCAAACCCGGCGGCACUUUGGGCGAGACGGCGCUGAUCAACGGAAUUGUCAUCGACAAGGACUUUUCCCACCCGCAGAUGCCUAAGGAGGUCAAAGACGCCAAGAUGUGCAUCUUGACGUGUCCGUUCGAGCCCCCAAAGCCCAAGACCAAGCACAAACUGGACAUCACGAGUGUGGAAGCCUACGAGAAGCUCUACAAGCAGGAGCAGGAGUACUUUACCACUAUGAUCAAGCAGGUGAAGGACAGCGGCGCCAAUCUGGUUAUCUGCCAAUGGGGAUUCGACGACGAAGCCAACCACUUGUUGCUACAGAGCCAGUUGCCAGCUGUGCGUUGGGUCGGCGGCGUUGAGCUCGAGCUCAUUGCUAUCGCCACGGGUGGACGCAUUGUGCCUCGAUUCUCGGAGCUUACGGCUGAGAAACUGGGUCGCGCUGGGACGGUGCGUGAGGUGGCGUUCGGAACGACCAAGGAGCGUAUGCUGGUGAUUGAGGACUGUGCCAGCUCGGACGCGAUCACUGUGCUGGUGCGUGGUGGCAACAAGAUGAUCGUGGAGGAAGCCAAGCGCUCGCUGCAUGACGCCAUGUGUGUGACGCGCAACCUGAUCAAGAACAACCGCAUCGUGUACGGCGGCGGUGCUGCUGAGAUUGCGUGUGGCAUUGCUGUGCGUGAGCAUGCGGACAACACGGAGGGCAUUGAGCAGUACGCGAUUCGCAGCUUUGCUGACGCCUUGGAGGACGUUCCUAUGGCUCUGGCGGAGAACAGCGGACUGAGCCCCAUCGACUCGCUCUCGGCUGUGCGUGCGCAACAGAUCGCGGAGAAGAACCCGCGACUGGGAAUCGACUGCAACUCGUCUGGUACCAACGACAUGAAGGAGCAACAAGUGUUCGAGACGCUUAUCGGCAAGCAGCAACAGUUGCAACUCGCAACGCAGGUCGUGCGAAUGAUCCUCAAGAUCGAUGAUGUCAUUAUUGAAGGCUCAUACGCCUAGACUCGCUUGACUUGCAGUUAGUGAUGGUUCGGAGAUAACAAAGGUAUUAACGUUAUAAACGUUGAGAACGAUUUGAGCACCUAAAAAAAUCCUCCCUGUUGCAACUUUUUUUGCCAAAAUAAAAAAGUUUUUUUGCAAGUACAAAAAA
Molecule: messenger RNA, 1838 nt
Organism: Phytophthora infestans T30-4
Lineage: Eukaryota; Oomycota; Peronosporomycetes; Peronosporales; Peronosporaceae
Product: T-complex protein 1 subunit epsilon
Exons: 1
Coding region: 80-1690 (536 amino acids)
Biological process (GO): protein folding
Cellular component (GO): chaperonin-containing T-complex
Molecular function (GO): ATP hydrolysis activity; ATP-dependent protein folding chaperone; ATP binding
Source: RefSeq, a predicted model, not a curated record